Peronospora matthiolae is the source of this 1389-nucleotide messenger RNA. NCBI's taxonomy places the organism in Eukaryota, Oomycota, Peronosporomycetes, Peronosporales, Peronosporaceae. The record is from the annotation of a GenBank genome assembly.
AUGGAGACGCCGCCCGCGCCUCCCCUCUCGAGUCGCAGCACUGCUACCUCAAGCCUUAACGCGCCCCACUCUAGUGAUAACGAGCAGCUUAGUCACGUCAGCUUUCAGCAGUAUUCUCCGAUGCCUCCGCUGCCCCCUCCUCCGCCAGACUCUCCUCCACCAGACACGGCACCACCACCACCUCCACCUCCACCAGAUGAGAGGAAGCUGAAGCGCGAAGCGACGUCCGAAUCGUUGGAGAGUCCGGAGACGCCGUUGGCAACGACUCGACGUCCGUCGUUUCCUAUGAAGCAGCGACGGGAUGGCACGCUGGUGACCGAAAGUGUACAGGAUGAUCAUGAAGUGCAAGAGGGGGAAGAAGACGAGGAUGUGGACGCGUGUUCGGAUGGGUCCGACGUGUUUGAAGACGACGUGGAGGCCAUCUUAUUCGCCGAAGAGGAGGAAGACCGGCGGAAUGGGUACAUGGAUUGUUUGAUGGAGACACAUCUGGACAAUGCUGAGUACCCGUAUCCGGCGCAUCUCGUCAAGCUAGCGACGCUGUUUACGGAGCAACACGCACUAGGGAAGAACCCUGAGAACCUCAUUUAUUGCAACAAUCUGUUGAUUAAUCCGAGUCAGCUGAAUGUGUUAGACAGUCGGUCCACUGCAUUGGAACGAGAGAAGUGGGCUCAAGUGCGAAGUGCUGCAGCGUUGAAGCAGAAAGAAGACGAGGAGAAGAGACGUGGCAAAAGCUUCGGCGACAGACUGGCGGAAGCAUCGCAACUACCUGCUACGAAGACCGAGACAUUCGAAGCUGCUGUAGUAGCUCCAGAGAGGCAACAAAUUGUUCCUGUUAGUAAUUCGAGAUCCGUGAGCAAGCCGCCACGAAAGCGGAGUCGAAGGAAACCCACGACACCAACGGCAUCGGUACCGCUCGCCAUAUCAGGUCCUCCGGAUGCAUCAAAAGGUGGCAACGUACGUGGAAAAAGCGAGCUUUUGUCUGCAAAUUCGACGGAAAAGAAGGGGGACGCGAAUGCUAUUGGCGUGGCCACUACGGAGAAAACGACAGCAUCCAGUAGCCGUGUCAAAGCUAAAGCAGUUGAUGCAGCGCCGGCGACCACCGAUGCUGGGGUCCUGAAAACAAAGUUAGCCAAGGCCAAGCGAAAGCGGGUCAGGUCAAAACAAACGGUUGCUCGUGGCCACACCAAAGAAGUCGGGGCGCAACCUGAAGGUGGGAAAGAUCGAUUGGAAGCAGACGUAGACCGUGGCAACGAAAGCUCCUCGUCGUCGACUUCGACGUCGUCGUCUACCUCUUCAUCGUCAUCUUCCGCGUUGUCUUCAUCUUCGUCCGCGGCGUCGUCUCCUUUGAAUGUAAGCAGCUCGUCUGAUGAUGACACAGGAGGCGUGUAG